Molecule: messenger RNA, 855 nt
Organism: Effrenium voratum
Lineage: Eukaryota; Dinophyceae; Suessiales; Symbiodiniaceae
Source: the annotation of a GenBank genome assembly
AUGCAUGCCUUUACGCAUUACUCCCAGAUGCGUUUGAGGGACUCACGCUUGGAAUGGGAAGCUGAGCUCAGCCGUAUUCGGAAGCGAGAGGAGCAACAGCAAUUGGAAAGGUUGGAGGCAGUUCGCCGGAGGGAGCAGAUGGAGCGAAUGGUGGCUCUCGUUUUCAACCAAGUCAAGGCGCCUUUGCUACUCGCCAAAUCAGAGCUGAGCCGUCCUGGCGACGCGAAGGACAUCCUUGCUUGUGCCCAGGGUCGAAUUCAGCAGUUGUGGUCUCUGCUUAGCGGAGUGCAGAACGAAAUGCAGAAGGAGUUUGAUGUCGGGGCUGGGGAAGGCAAGUUCAGGGCGCGCGUGACAGAGACAUUACGGGGAACCAGAAAGGAGCCAGGGACCAGGAGCGAGCCAGCUGCCGAGACGGGGAGCCAAAGUUCUGGCUCAGCGCCAUCUCCGAGGCUUCACAAGACAGCGAACCAGCAGAGGACCUUUGACUCAAAGUGGACAGAGUCCUGCGCCGCAUUGCUGGAAGCCUCCUGCAUACAGCUCGGGGUGGAUGUCCAUGCUCCGUGGAAGCUACGAUGGGUCAGGAUUGAGCUGGACGGCAGACAAAGUUCAUGCCUCAGCAGUUUGCUGACGCCAACUGACAUGCUUCAUUUCCGCCGGUGGUUGGAGCCCGAGAUCAAUCGCCUCACUGCGAGGCAAGCUGGCAAGGAGGCUCAGCAAGACUUUGCCUUCCCGUAUUUGGGGAGCCAGAUCAGUGCUGGAGUCUCGGCUGGUAGGGCCUAUCUUUGCAUUUUCAAGGACAGCGAGAUGCGGUACCACUUGACAGCGCAGCCUCUUUCUGGAAGCAAGACGCACUAA